UACUGCUCACUAUUGCUAGUAUUAGAGCAUGGCAUCAUCGUCUGGCAGUAGAUCCAUAUUACGUAUGAUUAUUAAAAACUUUAUUGAGUCAGUAACUCCUAGAAAGAGAAGAGGUGAUUUUGUCGGAAGAGAUAAUUUUGGAAAUAAGUAUUAUGAAAUACCUCCUGGUAAGUUUUAUCCUAGUAGGGGAAAGAGAUAUCCUGUCAGAUGGUAUGAAACAAAAGUUUCUGAUGACUGGGAGCAAGAAAUUCCCACAGAAUGGGAAGCAUGGCUUAGAGGACGAAGAACUUCUGCACCUGGUAUUGAGGAAAUAGAAAUAAAUGCAAGAAUAAUGGAAAUGAAGAAACAAAAAGGUGCAGAAGUUGAAGACCAAGCUAGAAAGGAAAGAGAACUAAAAACACAAUCUAAGGAAAACAGUGAAACCAGGGAAUUACAAAAAAGUAAAAUCUUUUCCAGUAUAUGAAGAUUAUGAAAAAAAUCCAGGUGAUUCCUUUGAAAAAAUAUCUAGAGAUAAAAGAUGAUACCUUUUUAGGCUUAAUAUUUGGUUGUACUUGCACAUAUAGUCUCUGUUGAUAAGAUAAAUCAAUAGUUCUUAGAUUUUCAGUUAAUAAAUUUGCUUCGAGCAUCUCUAA
Messenger RNA from Limulus polyphemus (Atlantic horseshoe crab), 632 nucleotides. Its product is annotated as mimitin, mitochondrial-like. Gene Ontology annotation, cellular component: membrane. Gene Ontology annotation, biological process: mitochondrial respiratory chain complex I assembly. Lineage: Eukaryota; Metazoa; Arthropoda; Merostomata; Xiphosura; Limulidae. The coding region runs from base 29 to 463 and encodes 144 amino acids. The transcript is spliced from 6 exons. The record is from RefSeq and is a predicted model, not a curated record.